GAAAAGACGAGCAGCGGACUGAGUGGAGCUACAAACUCGCCGGCAGCAGCUCAUCUAACACCACAAAGCCCUCUCAGACGACAGCGAGCAGGACAAACUACCCGCCUCUAUCUUCUCAGUUAACUGUUUGUGCGUUAUCAUCCAGCGCAUCGCAGACAAAGCAGCCCAGAUGGACACCAGAAGCGCCACCGAAGAAAAACCUGUUCAUCGCUCAAAGUCCUUCAGCUUCAAGACCCAAAAGGAAGUGUGUCAAACGUGUCAGAAGACCGUUUACCCAAUGGAGAGAUUGGUUGCCAACAACCUGAUCUUCCAUUCAUCUUGUUUCUGCUGCAAGCACUGCAACGCCAAACUCAGCCUUGGCAGUUUUGCGGCUCUUCAAGGCGAGUUUUACUGCAAACCCCACUUCCAGCAGCUUUUCAAAAGCAGAGGAAACUACGAUGAGGGUUUUGGACGCAAGCAGCACAAAGAGCUCUGGGCCUCCAAGGAGACAGAUAAUAUAACAAAGACGCCAUAAUCGUGUCUGCCCGCGUCCCAUCUAACACCUUCCUCCUCUUUUUCUCAUCCUGACACCUCCAGUGUGUUACGAUAAACACCUGCCUCUUAUGCUGGGGUACAUUUAAAUCAACCACAUGCUCACAUGCUUUUUUUGAAUGCCACCACAAAAGGCACAUGCACAAAUGUCUUGGAAAUGACUGGGCAGUCAUUACAAUAAUUUAGAGAUCAAUUUUGCUGAUAAAUUCGCUUAUUUUCCAAUUUCAUGUUUGGAAUUGGUAGUUGAUUGUGACCAAAAGCCUUCUCUGGUAUGGGAAGUGUAACGUAUACAGUACAGACCAAAGGUUUGGAGACACCUUCUCCUUCAAACAAAUGGGGAAGUGUGUUCAAACGUUUGGUCUGUACUGUACGUUUUUUUUUUUUUUUUUUUUUUUUUUUUUAUUUUAGUCUUGCACCCAUUUUUCUAUUCGGAAUAUAUUCAUUGUAUAAUCGGGCAUACAUUUCAGAGGGGUUUCAGAGCAUCAGUGUUUUCCAGUGGAGCAUGCACUGGUCAAUAUUCAACCAAGAAUUAGGAAAAUGCAGAAAUUUUAAAGUCUAACCCAUUCAAACAAUCAGAAUAAUCCUCAAUACUAUGACAGUUGUGUCAGACAAGUUUGUCUGGUUUCAUAUAUUUAGGGAACAAACAGGGUACAGAGUACUGUAUAAGAACCGUGCACAUCGGCAACAGCUCACCUCACGUCGAAUUUUUAGGUUUACUUUUAUUACUACUCACUUCAUCCCCCGGUUCUUGUUUUUAAUGACCACUUCGAGUCUUAUCCUUGCAUGUUGGUAUGACUGGGUCUUGAUAGCCUUAUUUUAUGACUGUAUUGACCUCUUGUGUUGUGAAUGGUUUGGUUUUAUCGAUGCAUAGCAAACUAUUUCUUAAAGAGAAAAUCAAAAAUAGAUUUUCUCUGUGCUUUUAUUGUUGAAAUUGUAAUGGAAUUCUCCGAUUGUUUUUUCUUUUUUUUUUUUUGUAAAGUAUCUGUACAUAGAGCUGUAGUUUGUGAUUAGUGAACGUUCUCCACCCUUCUUGUACUCUUGUGUUGCACAAACGUAUAUGAUCACCAGACAAAAUGUUCAAAAAAAAAAAUCUUCAAGCUCGCUUAUGAAACUUUUUACGAGGAACUUUGAACAUUUGGUUCAUUGAAAGCCGAGUCUGAGCGUCAGGGGCGAUUCAACAACUUUGCUCCUUUUGUUUCUUGACGCAUCUGUGUCGUUCAUGUCUUCAACUGGUUUUCCCUGUGUAGUAUUUUGAUAAAGCUGAGUAGUUUGAAACAUAUAUGUAGCCUCUCCAAUCGGUGUCCACCUGUUCCACCCAGUAAGAGUGAAUAGAGUUCCCUUUUAAAUGAAUGCCUUCCUGUUCGUAUCUCCUGUCAUACAGCUUAGUAAUUGGACCUAUUUUUUUUUUCUUAAUACUGAUUAACAAUAGAUAAGUAGAUUGUUCCACUUGGUCCCCUGAUGUGUGCCUGCAUGCUGCAUGCAAGACCCAGGGCAGAGCACCCCCUGCUGGGGAAAGAGUGACAGUAGUGUCUAGCGUGAGCAGAGGAGUAGAAAUGUGCCCAUGAACUUCACUUAGCCUUUACUCAAUGUUUUAAAAAAUGUUGCCUCAGGCUGCAGGUGCAGCUGCUGCAAACCGACUACUCUCCAUCAUAUUAAAUUUCAAAACCUAAGAGAAUCCACUUAAACAAGAUUUCCACAGGUGUGUUUAUGUAUGUGUGUGUAUAAAUAUAUACACACAUAUUCAGCACAGUUUAAAACCAUUAAAACAUGAUAAAAUCUGAAUACCACUGACACUUGAAUAAUACAAAGUACUUUUUAUGGCUGAAGGUUUACUGUGAAUCUAAGAAUGCUGUGUGGGAAAGAGUUGAACUUAAGUAGAUACUUUUUUUUUUUAAAUAAAUAAACUUAUAAAAAUAAAGAAGCCUUAGAAAUGACGAGCUAACCUUAUUACUUUUUCUGGUGCACUUGGAGUGCACAGAUCCUUACUAGGAAGUCCUCAAUUCAAGCCGUUUCAAAAACAGACCCUUUUUUGCUCUCAAGUCUCACAUAAUAUUACUUCACCCAACCAGCAGUCAAUUUUCCUGUACAACUAUUUCUAUCCACGUAUAAAAUGCAUUGUAUGUUUUCUUAUGUUGUUUUAAAACAAACCUCUGGAUCCCAGGGAAUGCUUUAAACUCAAGAGAAUUGUAUCCACGAAUGCUGUCUUUUUAUUUUAUUUAUUUUUUUAAAUUUUUUUUCCUGUUAGCAGUUCGCCAAGGUACAAAAGCAAAAAUCUGAAUCUUCUCAAUGUAUUAGAGCAAACAAGGUACAUUUUACACUGGUGCCAAGAGGCUCAGGUGAAUGAUUGCAGUGUAAUGUUUUACUGUUAAAUCUGUGAGUCAUUUUAUUUUUACGAUAGACUUAACGUUGACUUAAUUGUAAUUUCUUUCAUCACCGAGACUUUUCAAAUGUACGAUCUUUGCGACGGUAUUCUAUAAAGACGACUUGACCUGUGGAUUAAGGUGGCCUUACAGAAAAAGGACACUUGAACUGUGUUUUUAGGUUUUUCACUUCUGUUCCCUCUUCACUCUGUUGGUUGGUUGUAUUAUUGAUUGUUAAAAAAAAAAAAUGUGAACGCCCCCUCCUUGUUACAUCAAUAUACACAAUCAUUUUGUGCAUAUUCUUCUUUUUUUCUGGUUUCUUUCUUUUUUUUUUCUUACAUGCUUUUGGAAAAUAAAUAAAUAAAAUGCU
Cololabis saira (Pacific saury) is the source of this 3261-nucleotide messenger RNA. It is a transcript of the gene limd2, whose product is annotated as LIM domain containing 2. Lineage: Eukaryota; Metazoa; Chordata; Actinopteri; Beloniformes; Belonidae. Gene Ontology annotation, biological process: actin filament bundle assembly. Gene Ontology annotation, cellular component: plasma membrane; actin cytoskeleton. Bases 170 to 514 code for a protein of 114 amino acids. The transcript has 4 exons. Gene Ontology annotation, molecular function: actin filament binding. The record is from RefSeq and is a predicted model, not a curated record.